This is a messenger RNA of Durio zibethinus, 480 nucleotides long. Lineage: Eukaryota; Viridiplantae; Streptophyta; Magnoliopsida; Malvales; Malvaceae. The record is from RefSeq and is a predicted model, not a curated record.
AUUAUUAGUUAUGGAUCCGAAAAAUAUCGAAGCCGCCAAUCCCAAAUCUGCUCCACUUCAGAAGCAGUAUCCUGAAGGGCAAUGGCCGACUGGUCUCUAUGACCGUUGCGACGACCCCUCUAAUUGUAUUACUCUCUCUUCUUGUCCAUGCGUCACAUUCGGGCAGAUAGCUGAGAUAAUUGAUGGAGGGGAUAGAUCAUGUGGAAUAUCGGGACUCGUCUACUAUGCUAUGGGCAACAUCCAUUGCGAGUGGCUCUAUGCCGGAUUAUAUCGAACCAAACUACGACAACUGUUUUCACUUCCUGAAGCUCCAUAUGGAGAUAGGUUUGUUCAUUGCUGUUGCUGCCCUUGCUCUCUCUCUCAAGAGUACAGAGAGCUCAAGAACAGGGGGCCGAUCCCUCCAUAGGUAAUUUAUCUUAUAUAUCCUAGGUCUUGGCUUAGUGAUUAACAAUAAUAUGUGGAAGAGUAUAUAUAUCAUCU